AUGGCUCUUACCCAGACUCCUGCUCGCCAUCGAGCCAUCAUUUACGAUCAACCUGGGCGGUUGAGCACCAAAGUCAUUGAAAUAGACACGCCAAAGCCUAGUUUUGGAGAUGUGUUAGUACAGAUGACUCACUCCGGCGUCUGUCGUAGCGAUCUGAGUGUGAUGAUGCGGAGGUGGAGUUACCUCGGGCCCCCUACUCAGGCAGGCCAAGUUGGAGGCCACGAAGGUAUUGGUAUUAUCGCAGAGUUAGGACCUGGCACCGAGAGCUCUAAACUGAAGAUCGGUGACCGGGUGGGUAUCAAAUGGAUGGCCAGAGUUUGUGGUAAUUGCCGUCCGUGUUUAAGUGGAAGGGAUGGAUGCUGCUUGAAGGGCAAGAUAUCUGGUUACGAGGUCCCGGGAUCCUUUCAGCAGUUUGCCCUUGCUCCUGCGAACUAUGUGACGCCUAUUCCGGAUGGACUCGCUAGCGAUCUUGCGGCACCAAUGCUAUGCGGUGGAGUCACUGCCUAUGCUGCCUUGAAGAAAUGUGAAGGUCAGCCGGGAGAUUUCGUCGUCAUCAUGGGAGCAACAGGAGGCCUCGGACAUCUUGCCCUGCAAAUGGGAGCAAAUGGAAUGGGCUAUGAAAUGAUUGGAGUAGAUUAUGGUGACAAGGGGAAUUUUGCAAAAGAGUGCGGCGCAAAUACGUUCUUUGAUGUGACUAAGUACGCAUCGAAUGAAGAUCUUGUCAAAGCCAUUAAAGAGUCGACUCCGGAUGGUCUAGGUGCAGCAGCAGUUAUUGUUUGCACGGCCUCCAAUGAGGCCUAUGCUGCUGCAUUGAAAGUCUUGCGCUUUGCUGGCACUCUAGUAUGUGUUGGAGUUCCAGAAGGAAAGCAGGUACCAAUUGCAACUGCAGACCCGGCGUCAUUGAUCUCGAAGGAGAUUCGAAUUGUCGGCAGCCUGGUUGGAAAUCGCCAGGAUGCCAUUGAGACUCUGAGUCUGGCUGCUAAGGAAGUAGUGAAGACUCGAUUUAGGGUAGAGCCAAUGUCGAAUCUGCAGCAGGUUUUUGAGCAGAUGGAUAAUAUGGAGUUGAAGGGACGUGUUGUGUUGGAUCUCACUUCAUGA
Messenger RNA from Talaromyces marneffei, 1098 nucleotides. RefSeq lists its product as uncharacterized. Bases 1 to 1098 code for a protein of 365 amino acids. The transcript has 3 exons. NCBI's taxonomy places the organism in Eukaryota, Fungi, Ascomycota, Eurotiomycetes, Eurotiales, Trichocomaceae. The record is from RefSeq and is a predicted model, not a curated record. Gene Ontology annotation, molecular function: oxidoreductase activity.